GACAAACCAAACGGCGGAUAAAGGGUUACAGCAGAGUGCGGAUGUGAGGUACACUCUCCAGGGUUGGAUUGAUCGUCGUACUGCGUUACGACCAAAAUAACGUUAGCCAACUAGCGGGCAAGCAACACACUGUAGUCAGUACCUGCAUUAGUUAGCUAUAACUGUGAUAUCCUAAUAAUUUUUAAAAUAACAGAACCCCGCCGAAACGGUUGAUCUUCAUAAUUAUGACAGAGCUUCGGCACCGCGGCGCAACAGAGAACGACUUGAAACAACAAUCAGCAGAUGACAAGGGCUCGGAGGGGGAGGGCAGGGCCGACGGGGAGGUGUCCGCGUCGGAUAACGAGACCAAGCCGGACUCCGGCGCUCCGGAGGCUCCCGCCGCGGCCGAUGACACCCCGGAGGUCCUGAACAAAGCCCUGUCCGGACUGUCGUCACGAUGGAAGAACUGGUGGGUGCGGGGGAUCCUCACUCUGGCCAUGAUCUCCUUCUUCUUCAUCAUCAUCUACCUCGGCCCCAUGGUGCUCAUGAUGAUCGUGCUGUGUGUGCAGAUCAAAUGCUUCCAGGAGAUCAUUACCAUCGGCUACAGCGUGUACCACUCCUACCACCUGCCCUGGUUCCGGACCCUUAGCUGGUACUUCCUACUGUGUGUGAACUACUUCUUCUACGGAGAGACCGUCACCGAUUACUUCUUCACUCUGGUGCAGAGGGAGGAGCCCCUGCGCAUCCUCAGCAAAUACCAUCGCUUCAUCUCCUUCGCCCUUUACCUGACAGGGUUCUGCAUGUUCGUGCUGAGUCUGGUGAAGAAACACUACCGCCUGCAGUUCUACAUGUUCGGCUGGACUCAUGUCACACUGCUGAUCGUGGUGACUCAGUCUCACCUGAUCAUCCACAACCUCUUUGAGGGAAUGAUCUGGUUCAUCGUGCCCAUCUCCUGUGUCAUCUGCAAUGACAUCAUGGCCUACAUGUUCGGCUUCUUUUUCGGCCGGACCCCCCUCAUCAAGCUGUCCCCUAAGAAGACCUGGGAGGGGUUCAUCGGAGGGUUUUUCUCCACCAUUGUGUUUGGAAUCCUGCUGUCCUACGUGAUGAGCGGGUACAGCUACUUUGUCUGUCCGGUGGAGUUCAACAACGACUCCAACCGCUUCACCGUGGACUGCCAGCCCUCUGAGCUGUUCCAGCUGCAGGACUACAGCCUGCCCUCCGUCCUGGAGUCCCUCACCGGCUGGGCGACGGUGAGGAUGUACCCGUUCCAGAUCCACAGCAUCGCUCUCUCCAGCUUCGCCUCCAUCAUGGGGCCCUUUGGAGGAUUCUUCGCCAGCGGCUUCAAGAGGGCCUUCAAGAUCAAGGACUUUGCAGACACCAUCCCUGGGCACGGUGGGAUCAUGGACCGAUUCGACUGCCAGUACCUCAUGGCCACCUUUGUCAACGUCUACAUCGCCAGCUUCAUCAGGGGGCCGAACCCCAGCAAGGUGAUCCAGCAGCUGCUCGCCCUACGAUUGGACCAGCAGCUCCACAUCUUCAACUCCCUGAAGGCCCACCUCACAGAGAAAGGCCUGCUCUCGGCCAAUGAGGAGGCGGCGUAGGCGGGCCUAAGGAGGAGGAGGACGAAUAGCAGGCCAGAGGGGAGGCAGCCUCGGAGCAACAGGAGGUCUGAUGGAUUGUGGGAUACUGCAGGAUGGUGAACGAUGCUUGUCUGAGCGAGAACGCAGCUGAGCAGACAAAAACUUAAACCUUGGAUCAUUCCGUUCCACGUGCGCACGUGCGUGUGUGUGUGUGUGUGUGUGUGUGUGUGUGUGUGUGUGCGCGCCUGCGUUAUGUCAGUGUUUGUGUGGGUGUGUGUGGAUGCACGUGGCCGUGUGUGUGUGUGUGAGACCGAGAGAGUGUGUGCGCGCAUCUGUAUCUGUGUGUGGGGGCACACACACGUGCACACAUACCACUGUAUAUGUAUCUCUGUACUGUUUUGUUCGUGUACAAUUCUGUGUCAUUUUAGUUUUUGUUUUUGUUCGCUUGUCUAUUUACAAAUGCAGUGAUGACACGUUCCGUCUCGGGUGAUCAUGAGGUCAGCUGUACAUUUCUUCUUAUAUACAGUAGACUAUGUUAUAUAUAAAAAUAUGUGUGAAUAUUUUAUGGUACAUAUUUUAUUUGUUUUAAUGCACUGUGUUAACGACGCAUUCACACUGUAACUUCACGUGAACUUCACUGUCAGAGUGGCUUUUGUCUGUUGCAGUUAUUGCAUCAUAUGUUUAUAUAUCGGUGAUGGAGUUUGCUUCAGAAUAAUGCUGAACGUUUAUUUAAACCUACAGAUGUUUAUUUAUCUAUAUUCUGUCUGUUUCUGAAAGCCUGUCACUCGCAAGUAUAUAUUUCAUAAAACUAUGGGUUGUGUAAUAGUGUCUUGUUUUUCAGGUGACUGAGUCACGGUUCAAAGAAGAGUUCUUUCUCUUACAGCCCGGUCAGCAGAGCAGUGGUAGCCUGGGGUUGUGAUGCUUGCGUAAUGCUAGAGAGAUGUGGCGUCUACUCUCGGUCGUAACGGUGUUUCUCUGUCACUGUCCUCUGGCUCCAAACAGUUUAACCCUGCAGUCCCAAAAGUGCCAUAUGGCACUCCAGCAUAAUUACUGUAAAAUCCCAGGACUGCCUUAUGGCACUCCAGCAUAAUUACUGUAAAAUCCCAGGACUGCCUUAUGGCAGUCUCGGCGUCAUACCUUGUCAGCCAAUUGAAAUGACAGCUGUAUUGUUUUAAGCCCCUCCUAAAUGUUCUCUACUUUCUCAAUUUUCUCAGCAAAAGCCAAAACCCCGUGGGAUUUGGGUGGACUGGCUCGGGACUGAAAGGGUUAAAUAGUUAUCUGCAGUAGGUUACAGUAUGAUGGUCCUUUAUCUGCAGUUGGUUACAGUGUGAUUAUCCCUUAUCUGCAGUGGCUACAGUGUGAUGGUCCUUUAUCUGCAGUGGGCUACAGUGUGAUUAUCCCUUAUCUGCAGUGGCUACAGUGUGAUGGUCCUUUAUCUGCAGUGGGUUACAGUGUGAUGGUCCUUUAUCUGCAGUGGGUUACAGUGUGAUGGUCCCUUAAUUGCAGUGGGUUACAGUGUGAUGGUCCCUUAAUUGCAGUGGGUUACAGUGUGUUUCGCUGCUGUACGAGCUGCAUUCUAACAAAGUCAUACAACGUGCAGAACUGUGGAGGAACCGUAGCCACUGCUCUGUUACUAGAGAUUUCUGUUUCAAUGCUUUCCUGCAUACUUGACUACUAGCUGCUCUGUUAUUCUAAGGAUAUAAGUGAGAAGCAUUCUAAAGUUCUCCAGUCUACUACGACUGGAUCUGACUGGCUGGUCUUACCUGUUGUUAUUAUAACACUGCCAAUAUUUAGCAAAACUAGCCAUAAUUGGGGAAAAACAGUAUUAUUUGUUUUAUCACACCUAUGUAACUUGAGUUCAGGGCAGGCACACUGAUGCAUCUUCAGUUUUACUAUGGAGGUUUUGCCUCAGGAGGAAAGGUUACACGCGUCCAUGAAGUCAUGGACGGCUACGCUCAACACUCACCCGGUUAAUCGCUACAUUUCUCUUUCACUGCCUCGUAGUCAGACUGGUCUCCCCAGAAUACCCAGGAGUCAAGCUGCUCUCUGUGCCUACACUUCCCAGAAUCCCCAGUAGUCAAGCUGGUAUUUGUGCCUACACUUCCCAGAAUCCCUAGGAGUUAGGCUGGUCUCUAUGCCUACACUUCCCAGAAUCCACACUAGUCAGGCUGGUUUCUGCACCUAUACUUCCCAGAAUCCCCAGUACUUAGACUGGUCUCAUGCCUACACAUCCCAGUAUCCCCAGUCAGGCUGAUCUCUGCCUACACUUCCCAUAAUCCCCAGGGCUAUGGGGAUGAAGAUGCUAGACUGUAUACACUGGUUCAUAUGAGGGGUAAGGGAAGCUGAUGGCUUCAUCGUGCUUCAGAGCUGAUUGUGCCCUCUUGUAGAAUGGCCACUCCCCUGUUUAAGAGUCUGUCACUGCAUAGCUCUGCCCAGGUCUGUGAGAUGUCAAUUAAUUAUUCUUCACCAUUUGGUUGUCUGGAGUCAGAGAAUAUUGAGUUUACAGUUCAAACACAAUUGAACAAUUUGAACAGGUCAGAUCCAAAUAAUGAGAAAUAUCUAUAAUCACACUUGCAGGGAAGAAUGAUUUAGAGUUUUAAUUAAAGAUGAAACUUCAGGUUUCUUUUGUCUUUGUUUUUAUUGCUGUGGGAUCUAAAUGGUCACCUUAAAUCGCAUGUUUUGCGCACCGUUUUUGACGCUGGUUUCUUGUCAUAUUCCUUCUGUAAAUCAUACCUUCAGAGGCCUCUUUUCUCAAUAAAGAACCUGAAACACACAA
Conger conger (European conger) is the source of this 4335-nucleotide messenger RNA. It is a transcript of the gene cds2, whose product is annotated as CDP-diacylglycerol synthase (phosphatidate cytidylyltransferase) 2. Gene Ontology annotation, molecular function: phosphatidate cytidylyltransferase activity. NCBI's taxonomy places the organism in Eukaryota, Metazoa, Chordata, Actinopteri, Anguilliformes, Congridae. The transcript is spliced from 13 exons. Gene Ontology annotation, cellular component: endoplasmic reticulum membrane. The record is from RefSeq and is a predicted model, not a curated record. Bases 225 to 1580 code for a protein of 451 amino acids.